GUACUUCAAGCGUAACUCCUAGUAGCACACGCAUAGUCAGUUCGGCUCAAACUCAAAGCCCGGUUGGUCAAAGAACCGACCCGGCUACCUGAGCUUUCCGCACAAGCCCGGCCCCACACAAACAUGCUCAUGAAGUUUUCCAGCGGUGCUCUGUCUCGCGCGGGCCUUAUACGCGCCUGGCCGUCAUUUACGCAGCGCGUCGCCCGCCCCAGCCCGGUUGCUGACCCGCGGCAGACUGCCACAUGGCGAUCUGGGCAAGGGCUUGGAGGGUGGAUCCGCUCUCGCGCCGUGGAGACGUCUGCAGGUCCGAGCGGCGAUGAGAUCACCAAACUUCUUUGGGAGCUUCCGCCAGACUUGUCAGCGCGUGUUUCCAUUGCUCUCUGGGAUCUCAAGGAGCAGGUUGCCGCCAAGUCCGCCCAGUUCGCCGCCCAGUCCGACCAGGUCGCCGCCCAAUCCGCCCAGGUGUUGGCUAUGGCUGUCAAGCUGGCUGCCAAGUCCGACAAGCUGGCUGCCAAGUCCGACAAGCUGGCUGCCAAAACCGAGGAGCUGCACAGGACCAAGCAGUCGCUCUCGCGCGCUCUCUACGCUGCUGGCGUCGUGAACGCCCGAACUCUCCUGGAGUACGUGGUGAUGCAGUGGGAGGAGGAGCUGUUCUGCUCCGUGGGGAGGGUGAAGCGCCACAAGGUCUUCAAAGCUGGGCUCCGCAAGCGCAAGGAGCUGGUGAAGUGCCUACGGCGGGAUGUGCCCACCUGGGUGCACGCCGGCAUGGACGAGGAGCAGAUGGUGGAGGAUAUGGCCAAGAACCUGGAGGCCGUCAUGCUGGAUGCCAGCAACAACAUCCACACAUUCCACCCCGUGAUCGGGCUGACCCUGCUCAAGACGGGGCACAGCGCGCCCACGGUGGCUGCGCUGGCGUGCCUUGCAGACAGCAUGGGAGUGCUGUGCCACAUCAUGGAGGUGAAGACCAUGGGCGACCAGCGCGACGAGAACGACAACGAUGUCACCUCCGUGUGAGAGGUGUGUGGCUCGGCAGUAUGUCCGGCCGUGGCGAUUCUGGGCACCUGUCGUCUGCUUCAACCCCAGCACUAAUAAGCAGGCAGCGAGAUUUUGCCUUGGUACGUCCGUGGCGGCGUCCGUGGCGGCUGUAUGGGUGGUUUUGGGGCUUUGCCAGUCAACAUGGUCAUAGCAGCAGGGGCGGCUGAGCGGACGUGCCUAGAGAGGGCUGCUGGCUCCUCUGGGGCAAUGCCAUUGCAUUCCUGGGGGCGGCUUGGCAAGAGCGCAUGGGCGUCAUCAGUGACCUGCCACACCAGUGACCUGACCCAAGACGGUGAGGCAGAACAACAGCACUUGAACACCUAAAAAAAUAGGCUCUCAUGUGACUAUGGAGCUUGGAGCAUGUACUUGUCAACCCAGGUGGGGUAAUUGUGCCCCAUGCACCCCAAUGCCCACACUCCCCGCCCAUGUGGUAAAAGGUGUUGAUUUACCACAUGCAAUUGAUUUACCACAUGGGCGGGGAGUGUGGGCAUUGGGGUGCAUGGGGAACAUCGUUCCCAACUAUUAACCCUGCUGGGUUGACAAGUACAUGCCCCAAGCUGCAUAGGCAUGUUGGAGCUUAUUCUUCAGGUGUUCAAGUGCUGUUGUUCUCUGUCAGUCAAGGUUUAUGGCUCGGCCUACGUCAAGGUGGAUGUCACGGUGUGUGUUUUAUGGUUUCAUGUUUUGUUCAUGUUUAGUAGCUGUUGUGCGGACGUCCCUCCGCGCGUGUGUGUGUGUGUGUGUGUGUGUGUGUGUGUGUGUGUGUGUGUGUGUGUGUGCACGCGCGCGUGCGCGCGAGAACAGAAUACAGAACCGAUGCAUGUGUGUAUAUAUGUGUGUGUCUGUGUGUGUCUGUAUGUCUCUGUGUGUCUCUGUGUGUCUCUGUGUGUGUGUGUGUGUGUGUGUAUGUGUGUGUGUGUGUGUGUGUGUGUGCGCGCGCGCGCAAUGGAGUCAUAUUUCUGGGAAAUGAAGAGCCUUGCUACACGGUUGCAGGGCUCUGGCGGGCUGUGGCUUGGCUUCGACUUGUGACGGUGUAGCAGCUGAGACACGAGUAUGCGCAGACACAAGGCACGGUUUGGUGAAGGUCGACAGCCAACUGGGUCGAGGGCGGUGUGGGCUAAGCCCAACCCCGCAACUAAGAGGGGAAAUACCCCCCGCCUUGUAAUGAGCCGUACGA
Molecule: messenger RNA, 2209 nt
Organism: Chlamydomonas reinhardtii
Lineage: Eukaryota; Viridiplantae; Chlorophyta; Chlorophyceae; Chlamydomonadales; Chlamydomonadaceae
Exons: 6
Coding region: 124-1014 (296 amino acids)
Source: RefSeq, a predicted model, not a curated record